CGAAUGCACUCUUUAAACGUGUGGAAGUCGCCCUCUUGCGACCAUAGAAUGUCACAUACCCACAAAAAGGGGUGUGCUUCCACCUCGACCAAGUAAUUCCAGAGAGCAUUUUUCGUAGUAGGAGGUUGCGACUGGAAUGCGCCACAACUAAGUCCCAUCUCCUUGCCAUCAAACUUUAUUAAAUAACAUGAAUUCAGUCAGUGAUUAUAAUUAUACUACUGUUUGAUUCAAAAGAACUAGAGCAUUGCAUCUCGAUAUCCUCUAGUCUAGCCUUUCUGGCAUUUCUGCUUCUGGAAUGGAAUGGAAAAGCAGGAAGUGAUAAUAAGGUCAAAGUUGAAGAGUUUCAGUCCGCAGUUGUGUUGUGGUUGUGUGCCGUUUUUGCUGUGGUGAUUUUGAAAUGUCAGCCGAAGAAGACACAGCAAUGGAGCCAGUGCCUUGCAUUCUUAUUUCCAGUUGUGAUUCGGGGUUUAAAGAAGAGGAGCUUAUCAAACAGAUCCUUGGCACAUCAACGGUUCCCGACCCAUCGAAACAGGAGAACUCUGUCGUCUGGUACCCUUGGACAAUCACAAACAAGUACUACACAGCCGACGUCAGCCUGUGCGUCGUGCCAAGCACGUUUCAGAUGUGCUCAGAAGUUGCUCAAUCUAUGCAAGCCUUCAUCGUGUACUUCAACAGUGCAGUAAAAGAGGGGCUGAACAACGUAUCACCUUGGUUACCGAUAGUGGAGGAUCUGGCUCCAGAGGUGCUCAUUCUGGUGUGUGACCACGUGUGUGAUGAUGGAGUCAGCAGGCAAGAGGCCCAGCAGUGGUGUCUGUCUCAUGCUUUCGAACUGGUGGAGCUCAACCCUCAAGAUCUCCCAGAUGAAGAUGACGAUUUCCCUGAGUCCACCGGUGUGAAGAGGAUAGUCCAGGCCCUGAACGCCAACGUCUGGGCCAGCGCAGAGAUGAAGGAUGGAGAACACAACCAGGGCUUCGGCCUCAUGAGCAGCCUGGUGGCCGCCAAACACAACAACCCUCGGCCCAGCCAGGACUCACAGUCUUCAGGCUCCCCGGCCGAAAGUGCAGAGGAGAGUCCAGCGGUCCAGCGGCCAGACAGGGGACAGAGUGGCAACAACAACAGCAGCCAGCAGGGCGGAAAUCUAAUGGAUUCCAUGACAGACAUGGACAUCCAGGAGUUGGCCAACCUGACAGCAGGGGAUGCAGAUGUGGAGAACUUUGAGCGCCUCUUCACCAAACUAAAAGAAAUGAAAGAUAAAGCGUCCUCCCUACCUCACGAGCAGAGGAAAGUCCACGCUGAAAAGGUAGCCAAAGCCUUCUGGAUGGCCAUUGGUGGAGACCAGGACGAAAUUGACGGUCUGUCCUCCGGAGAGGAGAGCUAACUGAUGUCACAGCAAACCCCCUUACUCCCCCCCCUUACCACCAGACGGCUUAUACCCCGUCAAAAUGUUUGGAUGGUGGGGGACGUUUUGGGGUUACGGGCCUAAGAACUGAGAGACUGGACUGGACUGGACUGGGCUGGGAGCAGAGUUUCAUAUGGUUACAUGAAAUGGUGGAAAAGUUGGGCUUCCCUUAUGAAAUGUAAAUAAAACCCCAAGAGGUUUGAACAAGCCGUUUUAAUCACGCACAUCCAAGUAGCCCAGUUACAGAGUUACAGGGGGGGGGGGAGAGAGGAGGAGAUGAAAAUCUGAGAGCAGGGGGGCACUGUAGCACAGCGCGCUAAGCCCCCCACAUUUGGGCUUGCAUGCCCACUCACGGGGAAACCGUUUCGAAUCCGGCCGGGUUCGUUUCCCGAUCCUCCCCUGUCUCUCUGUCCCAUUUGCUUCUUGUCACCUUCUUCGACUGUCCUGUCAAAUAAAGGCAUAAAAGCCCCUAAAAAAUAUUUAAAAAAAAAGAAAAUCUGACACUUAGACAAAAGAAAAUCUGAGCGCCAGAAAUGGCAUUUAGAAUCUUUUUUUUAAUUAUUUGUACGAUUUACAAAAUAAGCCCACAAGAAAACCACUUUGUGGGUCUGCUAAUUACAUACUGGGCUUGUGGCUUUUAGAAAAAGGAGUCCGUCCCGUUCCAGCCCUCCCAAGUAGUCCAUCAUUGGCUGCACAUCCUGGAUCCUGAAUGAUCCUGUGGCCAUUUGCGGUCUUGUCUUACGAAGGAUUGAGUUCACUGAGGCAGCCUCUCCAUCCACCUACUCGAUGUCCACCAUCAUCCCCACCUUUCAGAAACCAGCCCGGCUUCGCUAUGCAGUGCAGUUACCAGCUGCUGGUGUUGUGGUGGGUGGGUGGAUAUAUAUAUAUAUAUAUCGGAGCAGCACUUCAAGUCAAACUGCUUCCACCCCUCCUUUCCUGUGGCCUCUGGCCUUGUCAUGCCAGGCUCAACAUUGUUGAUCAUAGAAGUUUUAUUCAAGGUGUUGCAAAAGCACAAUUCAAAAUGUCGUUAUUGCAUUUGCACUCUAGAUGUUGAAUGAGAAAAAAAGUUGGUCUGCCUAGGUGGACAGUGGAGAUUUGUUUUCUCCACGCAGGGAGGUAGUGCAGCAUUGAGGCAAGAGGACUCAGGAAAGGACCUGGUGGAAAUAGUUUGACUUGCAUAUGUGACGACUAGCUGCCACCAUGCAUGCUUCCAGCCACCCUCUGCACAGCUUCCGGAAGAGACUUCUAGAAUGCAGUAUGGAAACGGACUGGCAUCUAUUCACGGACAUAACGGAUUAGAGAGUUCCGAGUUCAGCUCCAGUGAACAUUUCAGAGUCAGUGUGUUUUCCCUUGUCCUCAUGGUGUGUGUUACUGAUGUUAAUCAUGCGUUCUUCGGAAAGAAGUAGCACUUUACCUUGUGUAAUAAAAUGUGUUUGUCAAUGAAGAA
Molecule: messenger RNA, 2846 nt
Organism: Engraulis encrasicolus (European anchovy)
Lineage: Eukaryota; Metazoa; Chordata; Actinopteri; Clupeiformes; Engraulidae
Gene: aagab
Product: alpha and gamma adaptin binding protein
Exons: 10
Coding region: 398-1378 (326 amino acids)
Source: RefSeq, a predicted model, not a curated record